AUGACCGCCACAGCCACCACAUUCACGCUACGAAACCCACCAUAUGCAUAUCUCCAUCUCUCGCUCAGAGCGCUAUCUCCUCAAGACACGGCGCAGAACCUAGACCUGGACGAGAUCACGACCCGCUCAUACCUGACCGCUGCGUUGCAACAGUAUCUCGGGUUGACAGGCACAGCCAUCCCCAUUGACAUUUUGAAGGUUGAAGGUCCCAACGCCUGGAUCCGGGUGCCCAAAGAUGACGAGUCCGGUGUCGCUGGUGCGUUGGCUCAGUGGUCGUCAGCAUCCAGGGGGGUGAAUCUGCGCAUCGAGGGUAGAGGAAGUUGGCUAGGCGGUGUCGUUGGGAGAAGAAAGGAUGUCAAACUGUGGAGUCUCGAGCGAUGA
Exophiala spinifera is the source of this 381-nucleotide messenger RNA. RefSeq lists its product as uncharacterized. The record is from RefSeq and is a predicted model, not a curated record. The transcript has a single exon. Gene Ontology annotation, molecular function: ribonuclease MRP activity. NCBI's taxonomy places the organism in Eukaryota, Fungi, Ascomycota, Eurotiomycetes, Chaetothyriales, Herpotrichiellaceae. Gene Ontology annotation, biological process: intronic box C/D snoRNA processing; nuclear-transcribed mRNA catabolic process, RNase MRP-dependent; tRNA processing. Gene Ontology annotation, cellular component: ribonuclease MRP complex; nucleolar ribonuclease P complex. Bases 1 to 381 code for a protein of 126 amino acids.